This is a messenger RNA of Portunus trituberculatus (swimming crab), 1020 nucleotides long. RefSeq names its product tripartite motif-containing 13-like. Bases 120 to 884 code for a protein of 254 amino acids. The record is from RefSeq and is a predicted model, not a curated record. NCBI's taxonomy places the organism in Eukaryota, Metazoa, Arthropoda, Malacostraca, Decapoda, Portunidae. The transcript is spliced from 4 exons. Gene Ontology annotation, molecular function: zinc ion binding.
GCUCAGUCCCCUUCACGUCAGUGGGAGUAGUCAACCCUUCAGGUUCAGCGCAGCCAAAUCUUGCCAGUGUUUUUGGUAGCGCUCUGCUGGCUCCUCGCCCGCCUGCCCGCCGCCCCAUCAUGGCAGCACCACCCACGGCUUCAGAGGCCUCAGGAGGACUUCGAGAGGCCAUGAGCUGCGAUGUGUGCUCGGAUGUAUACGAACAAGUCCAACGCACACCACUGGUGCUGCCCUGUGGCCAUACCUUCUGCCGGGCGUGUCUCACCGACAUCAGAAAGUCAGGCCGCUUCCAAUGCCCCACCUGCAGGGCGGGACACAACAACCUGCAGGUGGAGGCGCUCACAGUCAACUACUCGCUGCUCAACAUUUUGCCUCUUUGCAACCAGUUUGAGUGUGACAAGUGUGCCACUCAUGGAGACGACCUCCGGUACUGGUGUGCCAACUGUGACUUGCCGCUGUGCAGCAUCUGCCUCUACUCGGGCCACCCUCAGGGCCACACUGUCAAACUGGCACUGACCUUUGUUACAGAGAAAAAACAAACUCUUGUCGACAAAAUCAAUUUGAUCUUCAGGAACAUUGAAAGCCAUAAAAAAGGGUUUAAAGCAGAUUUCAAUGUCUUAGACAAGCGAGUAAAAAAACUUCUUCACAGGAAUGCCUGCUUACAAAAUAUUGAGGGAGCUCUUCAAGACCUGCUGGCUGAUGUCAAGAAGGCGAACAACAUUACUUCAGUACUGUACUUUGAAAAGUCGGUUGAAGGCUUCCACGAAAAGAAAAGAAUUUCUCUGGUGGGAAGGAAGCACAUUCUGGUAAGAGUAAAAAUUCAGAAGCUGUACUCAAUAAGUCUAGUAGUAAAGAGACUGAAGCAGCUGAGGCUGAGGCUGUAGAGGGUGCCAUAGCUUGUCAGCAGCAGCAGCAGCAGCAGCAGCAGCAGCAGCAGCAGCAGCAGGAGCAGCAGUCAUCAAGCCAACCAAAAGUCGAGGCAGUAGAGGAGUCACAAGAACUAACAGAUGAAGCACAAGA